AUGGAGUUUUCAGCAGAGAAUAAGAAGAAACAGUUGGUGUACACUGAAAAGAAGCGAGUUAAGGUGUAUGUGUUGGAGAAUAAUGAGUGGAAGGAUACGGGAACUGGUUUUUGUCAAGGGAUUAUUGAAGAACCUAUCGUUCCUGAUACAGACGAUGUCACUGCCGACGCCAACACCAAUAACACUGAAAAAUUGGCGUUUCUAUUGGUUAUAGAUGAGGAUAACAAUCACCAAGUGUUGCUUAAGUCCAGACUCGAGCAAAAUAUUGAGUAUCAACGCCAAGAGGAAACCCUUAUUGUAUGGAAGGACCUUAAUGGUCAAGAUAUUGCUUUGUCGUUUGAGGAAAGUGUUGGAUGUGAUUCACUGUGUGAAUACAUCUGCUUUGUCCAGAAAAACAUAGAAAGCAGAAUCUCUUUAGUGGCGGUACGGUCAACUGAAGAUGGUAUUGGGUCGGUUCAUGAAAUUAUUACUGGUCCUGUUAAUCUACCCUCUAAUGAUCCACAGCAAACUGAAGAAUCGUUAUUAGAGGCACUAAGGAUUUUAAACGAAAAUACGUCAUUUGAUUACCUACGAAACGGAACAAUCAAUUUCAUCAUCAACGAUAACUAUAUCCAAACGCUCAUUAAAGCUUUUAAUGAAGCUGAGAAUUUGCACUUAUAUCGUAAUCUUUUGUUGCUAAGCAGCAUUAUUAAGACGCUCAUUUUGUUCAACAGUAAAGAAAUAGUUGAAGAAAUGAUAAACAACGAGAAUUUUCUAUCGAUUUGUGGUAUAUUAGAAUAUGACACAGAAUUUCCAAACUCGAAACUAAACCACAGGCAGUAUUUAAAGGACCAAGAGCCAAAAUUUAAAGAAAUGAUACCCAUUUCGGAUCCGGCAAUCAAACUAAUGAUUACUCAAAAUUUCAGACUACAGUUCUUGAAGGAUGUUGUUUUGGUGAGGUUUUUAGAUGACCAAUCGUUUUCAUUUAUCUCAGACUUAAUGUUAGUCUAUCAAAAUGCAAUAAUUGAUUUCUUGCAAGAGGACAGUAAUGGAUUUAUCAACCAGGUUAUCUCGUUAUACCAGGUGAGCGAAGACUCUAAAGUGAGUCCUGAUAAAAGAAGAGACGGUAUAAAACUUCUUCAUGAAUGCAUUCAACUAUCACAAAACUUAAGUGCGUUAGAAAAGACUCUAUUUUACAAAUUUUUAAUCAAGAAGGGUCUAUUUCAAGUUAUUCAGUUCGCCUUUAAUAUGGAAACAGAUAGUGAUGUGAGGAUUUUGGCUACAGAUAUCGUAGUAGGAUUAAUUGAACAUGACAUCCAAUUAAUACAGAGUAUUCAAAAUGAUGAAGUAGUUCUAAGAAAUAACGAAAACGCAGAAGUUACCUCUACCGAUAUGUCACUUUUAUUAAUUCUCACUAAAAUACUAUUGACAGAUAAGAGCCCUGGGUUAAAGGAGCAGUCAUUUCAAGCUCUGGUAAGUUUACUUGAUCCUGAAGAUUAUAUUUUAGAUGACUUCCAAAAUCAAGAUGAUAACGUGGAUGUUCGUAUUGAGAAUCUUUUACAAAUUCAUAAUGGAAACACUGAUAACGAGACGGACUCAGAGAAGAACCCUGAAAGAUUCCAGCUUGCAGAUUACCUACAGAGAUUCUAUAAACAAGUGGCUCCUUCUCUAUUUCAUUGUUUCAUUGACAAAGGCAUUGAUCUGAGUCAGUAUGACGAACAAUUGCUCAUAAGAUUAGUCAAACUUUUAAACUUGAUGAUCCAAGGUCACGAUGCUUCAAUUUCGAGGAGAUUCAUUUUGGAAAACGGGAUAUUGAUUAAGCUUGUUUCUUUAACAUCAAAUAAUUUUAUUCUUCAAUUAAGACUUGCUGCGGUUCGUUGCUUCAAAAAUGUAAUAUUUCUCAAUGAUGACUUUUACCUUAGAUAUGUUAUUGGCAAAAACCUAUUUGACCCUAUCUUUGAAAUGUUUAAAGAUAACUUGAAAGAUGAUAAUAUGGCUAACUCUACAAUGUUGGAUUUCUUCAAAACUCUUCUGGCAAAAUUAAAUACGAACGAGGAUAAUGACAUGUCUGGUUCAGGUAGUAAAAGCUCAAGAAAUUUCAUGUUGCUAAACAAGUAUUUGUGUGGCAGAUAUUUCGACAUCUUAUCAGAAGUUGAUGCUGUUCCAUUUACGAAGGAAAUGUUACGUGUAUAUAAAGAAGAAGCGCAGAGACUGGCGAGUACUUCUAAUGUAGACACAAGUUUUGACGAAAAUGAUAAUACUACAUUAGAAGUGGAGGUUUAA
This is a messenger RNA of Kluyveromyces marxianus DMKU3-1042, 2262 nucleotides long. RefSeq names its product Psy2p (gene PSY2). Gene Ontology annotation, cellular component: protein phosphatase 4 complex; nucleoplasm. The coding region runs from base 1 to 2262 and encodes 753 amino acids. Gene Ontology annotation, molecular function: protein phosphatase activator activity. Gene Ontology annotation, biological process: DNA damage response; protein dephosphorylation. The transcript has a single exon. Lineage: Eukaryota; Fungi; Ascomycota; Saccharomycetes; Saccharomycetales; Saccharomycetaceae. The record is from RefSeq and is a predicted model, not a curated record.